Mobula hypostoma (lesser devil ray) is the source of this 6172-nucleotide messenger RNA. Its product is annotated as KAT8 regulatory NSL complex subunit 1-like. Gene Ontology annotation, molecular function: histone acetyltransferase binding. The coding region runs from base 321 to 4283 and encodes 1320 amino acids. The transcript has 14 exons. Lineage: Eukaryota; Metazoa; Chordata; Chondrichthyes; Myliobatiformes; Myliobatidae. The record is from RefSeq and is a predicted model, not a curated record. Gene Ontology annotation, cellular component: NSL complex.
GAAGCUUGAGAAUCACCACAGCUGUGCUCAUUUUGUGAACGAGGACGGAAGCAAUAUCGAGAAAACCCGCAUUACACGGCAGUUAUAACUUUUGGGGCAAGCCCGUACUAUAUAUAGCUUAGCUAUAGUUGAAGUGUUUUUAUUAAUUCGUACACGUGAAAAUUUGAACGUGAUUACUAUUUGAAUACGAAGUAUUUUAAAUUAAAUUCCACUCUUUUUAGUAAUAGCGCAAGCGGGUUAAACAACCCACCUUUAGAAUAAUUUUACAUUGGAGUUUUGAGUAUUACGUUAAGGGGAUAGAAUAAUAAACGACUAAACGAAUGAAGAAGACCUGGCAUAAAAGCCUUUUACACAGUAUUUUCCUUAAUUUCACUACGAUCAUCCGUUGGUGUUGUGGGCGCGCGCGCUUUUUCCCCGUGACCCAACAAGUCCGCCAUUUUGUGGUGGGGGAGGGGAGCAGGGGAGGGUGGGGGAAGGGAGAGCUAGGAAACAAGAUGGCCGCCGGUCGCUUGAAGCGAAUAGCUUCACCGGCUGUGAGUGAAAGCACUAGCGAAGCGCGGCAGCAGCACCACGGACUCAACUUGGCGGUGUCGUCAUCAUCACUGCCGCCGCUAUCGUCGUCGUCUUCUUCACCAGCGUUCUCGUUGCCCUCGUCUUCGCCGCUUUCAUCUGCGGCCUCUAAUGGCACUUUAGACGAAGACGCAGGGGAGGAAAAUAAUAAAAAUAAAAAACUCGCCGACCCUUUAUAUUUUUCCGUCGGCCGUAUGGACUCUCUGUUCUUGGCCCGGCCGACUAGAGUGCGGCGGCGCCCGGAGACCGAGCCUUUUUACCACGGCGAGAGUUGCGCUGUGGCCGUUCAGGGAGGAGCGAAAGAGCCUGAGACAAAAACUUAUAAUCACCACAACCAUCACAACCACCGCCACCAUUCUCCUCACCGGCGGCACCAUCGCCACCACCAGGCCGGCGAGUUGCAACAGAGGCGGGUGAGUUGUACGGAAGCCCCCGGCCUCGGCCUAAAUAGGGGGGAUUCGCAGAUUUACGGCAAGCGUCAGGACAGAAUGAAUUCUGAUGGAGUUUUCUGUGCCACGGGCGACGAGAAAGAGAUGGGUAAAGUUACGGAUUCGAGCACCAGCGGCAAUGGCUUGAUGAAAGAAACGCCUUGUCUCAGCUGUGACUCUGGCCUGGUGAAUGGCACUAACAAAGCGGUGGGCGGCUGUGGCGUCCAGCGGAGCAACGGCGCCAUCUCGCUAAAUUCGGCCUCGCCUGGAAAGGGAAACUCGGAUAAAAGACGCUGGCACAGGCUGCAAAGAAGUACUAACACCUCUGCAACUGAUUUCGGCCUGCUGACGAAAGGCAGCGGCAAAAUCCCCAACCUCGAGUAUGGAUGUCGAGCGGAUCUUCAUGGCUCCAAACCGGUGGGAGUUUCGUUCAAACCACACUGCGGCGAGAUAAAUCUAAAUUGUCUGGGGACUGAGACCCAAAAAACAAAAAAACAUACUCCUGAGAGCAUCAGCACAAACACGACUAACCACCAUAACAGUCUCAGCAUUGCUAGCAGUCAGAAUAAUUUUAAUGUUAGCCAGGAUGAGGUGAGUGCUCAGAGUUUAGUAGUUGCAAGUAAACAAGCUGAGAUCAGGACCAGGGCUCAUCGACUCUGCAAGCGUUUGCAAGUUGUGCAAGCUAAGCAGGUGGAGCGCCAUGCCCAGCAGCAGCUAGCAGGUUUGGUGGGACAUAGUCUAAAGCAAUUUUCUUCCACUUUCACCAAAAGUCUUAUUAAUAACUGUAGUAGCACUAAUAAUAAAUAUGCAAGCACUUUGCAUGGGAGUGGCAACCUGCAGAGGAGUACUUUUCCAAGGACGGAUCCAGAAGUAGAUGCUGAUGGUGUUCAUUCCUGUUCUAGUUCUUCCCUCGGAUUUGGGGAGAGCAAUAAAUGUUUACUAUCUUCACUGAAUGGGGAUACUUUCUCUGGUUUUGUGAAAGAUCGAGCUAUCUCUGAGGAUCUACUGAAAUUGGUGUCCAGUGUGACUGCAAAACUCAGAACUUCUGAGCGAGCAUUUGAUUCUGAUGCCACAGAAAGCAGCUCAGGGGGUGAGACUGAUUUGGAAGAGGAUGGUACAAAUGAUGCAAAAUUGGAGUAUCGGCAUGCAAUUCUACACCGUCGCUUGGAGUGGAAAUGGGCUGUGGAAAGGGCAGCAAUUGUCAACCGCUGGACAUGGUUGCAAGCUCAGGUGUCUGACCUAGAAUACCGAAUACGGCAGCAGACAGACAUAUACAGACAGAUCCGUGCAAACAAGGGUCCUGUUGUCCUUGGUGAUGCUCAGUUGCCAGAAGAUCUGCUGAAGCACCAGUGCCGGUUAGUAACACCAUCCUCAGCUGCAGGCUUGCAGGGCCUAGAGAUGCACUCCAGCUCAACAACCGAUUCAAAGCUGUCUAUUAUGAAUAACAAAUGUGACCUCUCACCGUGCAGCCCAUCUCUUCUCUUGAGGAACAUUGAUAAACAGAGUUCUCGCCUUACACAGUCUUUGGGAAACCUUAUUUGCCCUUCCAGCCCUUCUUGUAGUUCCCCUUCAAACUCUUCACUAUUGCCUAAAGUGUGUACACCACCAAGGCAACUCAACGGGCUGUUGAAUAGUUUGCAUUCUAGUCCUUUGGAUAGCAGCUCACUUGACAGUUCAGAUACUGAGGAGAUUCUGAGUAAAAAGCAACGGCUUGAUGGACUCAAUAUCCCUCCAUCACCACCAGACAACAGCUGUGUUGCUGCCAGAGUUCGACCUGUCCGGAGGUAUAGGAAGCGGAGGCUGGUCCGAUCUAAUAUAGCAUGUUAUCUUGGCAGAAAGGCCCAACGCCCCCUCAGUAUUAAAUGUAGCUGUGACUGGCCUACCACAUGUAUUUUAUGUGGUUCUAAAACCAUGAUGCAGACUAUGGAUCAGACCAAUAUGCCUCCGCAGGAACGUGUGGCUAUAAUAGAACCCUGCUACCACUCCAUAUUGUCACUUCCACAAGACACACCUCUUCAUAUGCACUUUGAAGGUUUACUCAAGCAGGAAGAACAUCAAAAAUGUCCACAGAAAUUCAAGCCUUUGAGGUUGUUGUCACAUGUGAAGCAGAGACCCCAAGAUUCUGCAAAGAAAGUCUGUCAAAAGCUUGCCUCAUCCCUUCUCUCAUCAGCCAAAUACGUACAAAGUGGAAAUUCACCAGAAAAGAUCUUCAAAAGGCGACCAGAUCACUGGCAGCCAUCUUCAAAAUCAGACGUUGAUCCUUUCACGGAAAAACUCAGCACACAGAUAAAGAAGCAGAGAGCACCUGUACAUUUAGCCUUCAGUAAGCGACACAAACCGGCUUCGGGUUCAUACCCUCCAUUGCUGAACCCCCAGACUCCAAAACCAAGUUCAGUGGUACACCAGUUGCCUUCGUAUACAGAUACCCCAUCACUUUCAGCUGUACACAACCAGCCUGCAACGUCCAGUACUUCUACGCCAUAUGCACGACGGAGAAGAGGUGAAAGUUCAUUUGACAUAAACAACAUUGUUAUUCCCAUGUCAAUGGCUGCAGCAGCUCGAGUGGAAAAACUUCAGUAUAAAGAGAUCCUAACACCAAGUUGGCGAAUUGCAGAUAUCAAACAGUCCAAGCAGCAAAGUUGCAUGUUGGAGGAUGACCAGUAUGAGGAGAUGUCUGAUGAGGCCUUUCUUAGUCGUCAUUCCAAAUGCGAAGAAAUGGAACGUUCUAGAUGGUGCCUGUGGUCAUCAUCCAGCUCUGUGAGGCGAGGAAGCAGAUCUUCAAAUAAAGCUGAUGGCAGAUCCACCCCACAACCGCAGCAGACAAACACACAGCCUGCAUCACCUGACAGUGGAUAUCACCUCCUAAAUGAGGCCUCAUUUACUGGCCCUGUCAGUCCUGAAGCUUGCUCAUCAGUCAGUUCCUUUUCCUCAAAAGAUCGUACAAGAGUCUUGUCCUUCAGUGAGGAUACACGAUCAUCAACACCUGAGGUCACAGAUGAAGAAGUACAGAUGGUGCAACCAUGGGAGCCAAGAAUAUUUCCCUUAUCAGCUGAGGACUUGGAGGCGCUGAAAGGACAUUGCAGUUCCCAGAGAGAAAACCGCUGUGAACGAUCAAGAGACCUACACUGGUUGUCAGCUAACAAGUCGGGUGUGAGGACUGAAGCUGCUGCAUGUGUCUCUUCGUUGACAGCAACUCCAAGUGCUCCCCCAUUUUUACAAGAUGACGAUAGUACUGACUUGAAAUUGACUCUGGCAAUAGAAAAUGAUCAAAGUAUUGCUAGGUGAAGAUGAUGCACCAGUAAAUUAGCAACUAGGUGUAUGUAGCUGACAGAUCUUGUAUAUACAUGCUGUAUCUAUAUAUAAAUAUAUAUAAAAUACAUCUGUACACAGAUGCGCGCGUGCACACAUGCACACACAUUUUAGUGUAUAUACAUAUACGUAUAUGAUAUAUAAUGUAUAUAUAAAAUAUAUAUAGUAUAUAUGCAUAUGUGAUAUAUGGUAUAUAUACAUAUAUAUAUAGAGAGAGAGAAACAACUGUUAUUUUGUUUUUAAUGUUUGAUAUUCAAACAUCUAUUUUUGAGAGAAUGCAUAUAUAACUUCUUUUCAGUGGGCUUUUUUCCAUUUCUUUUCAAAUUGAUGUACUGUAAAUUGUACCAUGGGUUGGGGGGUGGGGGUGGGAUAUGACCAUGGGAAAUGGUCACAAAUGUAAAGAAUACAAGGUCCUGUAUGUUAGAGUGAUGUCAGUCUGUGCCAAUUAAUCAGGAAGAGAGAGUUUUAGAGAUUGAAAACAAAGCUAUUUAAAACAAAAAAAAAUGGGAGCGGGAUGGGGACAGGAUUCCUCCCUGGAAAGAGUAGAAAUAGUUUCUCCUGUUGCAGUAAAUCCUUGGGCUUGUCUUCAUUAACACUGCUGAAUUCUAGAAUACUUGUGCUGUUGUAUAGCAUGCCCGAGGAGUGGUUGACUGACUGUAUUUGCCCUAUAUUAAAUUACUACAGUUCUUGUUUACCAUUUGUGUUUCUGCUGUAACUCUCUAAGUCAUGGCCUUUCAUACAAGGCUGCUCAGUAGUUUGCUUCAUUGAUUUUUUUCAUAUAUGAGCAGGUAAUAUGAAAGAGAAUCAAAAAGACAUUUACUUGACAAAUAAUAAAUGGGCUUUCAAAAUUAGUGUCGGGCUAAAUUUGGAUUAAAAAUGAAUUAAAAAUGUGGAGGGCGAAGGCAGUACAGUGACCUUAACUGGGUCUUCCUGCAUCAUUCUUCAGUAAAACAAUGCAUGCAGUCUAUAUCAGUGUAAAGGGGUGCUAGUAGAUGAAUUGGAAGGGUUGAAAAUUAAACUAAUACCAGUCACAUCUAAUAUCACCUAAAUGAAAUACCCCAAAUUUACUAUCAAAGUGGAGAUAUUAGGGCCUUUUCACCACAAUCAUAAAGUUUUCAUUAAAUAUUGAAUGGUGUCAUAGGAUUAGGAUUUAAAUGCACAUCAAAAAGUAAUAAGGGGACUGAAGAACUGUCAGCCUAUCAUUGGUGGCAGGGAAACUAUAAUACAAAAAUCUGCAACAAAGUUGUCAAUUCAGAAAUGUGGGUUAAUAAAUUGCGAGCAAUAAGUUGUUACUUUCUGUGCAUCCUGGAACAAAUUUAUCAUUAACACUUUUCGAUUCUGAGGAAAAGUUAAGCAACCUUAAACUAUUUAGCUAGACACACUGCAGAUGCUCACUAAUCUGUUCUGAAUCUGUGGAGUAACUAAAAGCUGAUAGACUAAGUACUGAUUUAUUGCAGUUAGCAAGCAAUCAAAAUGUACUGGGAAUCUAGGGAUCAUGGUAUUGCUUUUUUCCCCCUUUGCUCCCACCUAUUGUCCAUCUGCCUCUAUUUUCUAACUCCACCUCUCCCCCAUUCUCCUCCCUUAUGUGGCCUCAUCUGCUCAUAAUUCUUCACCUUUCCUCUGUGUACUAAUCAUCUACUAGCUCCUAUCUCAUCCUUUUAGUAUUUGUACUUGCUGUCUUUCCUCUUCACUCUGCCCUGUUGAAAGUUUGACAGAAUUCACAACUCCUUCCCCACACAGAUGGUGCUUGACCCGAAUUCCUCCACCAGAUUGUUGCUCCAGUGUCUUGUACCUUAAUCUGACAAAGUUUGGAAAUUAAUAAAUUAUGAUAGGAAGAAAAGUCUUUAAAAACACACUUGUUAUUG